UCUGCUUCCUCAGGCCUGGCUCUUCCUUCCAGAGAGGCUCAGCUUCAGAUGAGUGAGUAUGAGUAUUUCUGGUGACCUUAGGGUUGGGGCUCCACCCAAGGAGUUAGCUUCCUGGCCUCAGGUGCCUUGCCUGCUCAACAGAGCUGGCAAGCAAGCUUCCCCUAAUUCUCCAUCCUACUGACACUGCUGACAAACAGGGAUUGGAAGGCAGAAUACAAUGAGUCACACACUUGGGUCUGGGCCUGCCUUCGACUUACUCCUCCCUUAUUCUCUACCCUGCUUACAUGCUCUCAAGGAAAUGGGUUCUCAGCAGUCUCCAGCCCACAGCUCUGUCACCUCUUGGACCAUCGUCCUCACCACAGCUUGGGCACACACAGCACCCCAUGAUCAGGUGACCCUUCUAGCCCACAGCAAUGGAGCAAAACGAAUCCUUUCGUGUGGAUUCUGAGUUUCGAUACACCCUCUUUCCGACUGUUUACAGCGUCAUCUUUAUCCUGGGGGUGGUUGCCAAUGGCUAUGUGCUGUGGGUCUUUGCCCGCCUGUACCCUUCCAAGAAACUGAACGAGAUAAAGAUCUUCAUGGUGAACCUCACCGUGGCGGACCUGCUGUUCCUUAUCACCCUCCCGCUGUGGAUCGUCUACUAUUACAAUGAGGGAAACUGGAUUCUACCCAAAUUCCUGUGCAACCUGGCUGGCUGCCUCUUCUUCAUCAAUACCUACUGUAGUGUGGCCUUCCUGGGUGUCAUCACUUACAACCGCUACCAGGCAGUGGCCUAUCCCAUCAAGACUGCUCAGGCCACCACCCGCAAGCGUGGCAUCUCUCUGUCCCUGGUCAUCUGGAUAUCCAUCGUGGCUACUGCCUCCUACUUCCUGGCCACAGACUCCACCAACCUAGUACGCAAAAAGGAUGGCUCGGGCAACAUCACUCGCUGCUUUGAACAUUACGAGCCUCGCAGCGUGCCGAUCCUCGUUGUUCACGUCUUCAUCGCGUUCUGCUUCUUCCUGGUCUUCUUUCUUAUCCUCUACUGCAACCUGGUCAUCAUCCACACGCUGCUCACGAGGCCCAUGCGGCAGCAGCGCAAACCUGAAGUGAAGCGCCGGGCGCUAUGGAUGGUCUGCACCGUCUUGGCGGUGUUUGUCAUUUGCUUUGUGCCGCAUCACGUGGUCCAGCUGCCCUGGACUCUAGCAGAACUGGGCUACCAGACCAACUUCCACCAGGCUAUUAAUGAUGCCCAUCAGAUCACCCUCUGCCUCCUCAGCACCAACUGUGUCUUAGACCCUGUAAUCUACUGUUUUCUUACCAAGAAGUUCCGAAAGCACCUCAGCGAAAAGUUUUACAACAUGCGCAGUAGCCGGAAGUGCUCCAGGGCCACUACUGACACGGGCACCGAGGUGAUGAUGCCGGCUGACCAGACUCCUGUCAUGUCACUAAAAAACUAAUCUCUGUCUCAGUGAAGUCAGAUCCGGGGUCUCCUCUUCCGUGGACCUCACAGACUGAGCUGGGAGGUGAGGGGUCUCUGAUUGUGGCCAACCCCUCCUGGGACCCUGGUGGACUAUUAGGCCUGCCAGUUACUUUUCUCACGGACACAAGACUGACGGCACUGGCAGCUUGUUGGAAAAUACCGAACUUGAAUGCUCCUUUUCUCCCAUCUUUGGGUUAAUAACUAGCGACUCUGGCUGAUAGGCUCAUCUAAAGCUUCAGAAUCUGACAUCGCAGCUAGGGUCAAACCUUGGGCUUAGACUCUGAGCCACCCAGUUCAUCCAACUGGGGCCGCAGCCUUCAGAAUGGGGCAGUGACUUCUGGGGGCGACAGCAGGGGACGGGGAUUAUGAGGAAAGGACUCUUCAUGGUCCUGUGCAAGACCUCUGCGGGGAACAGUUGGGUUUAGACGGUGCCCUCCUCUCUCCACCCAUGUGCCACUUCCUAGAGGCAGUGGCUUGGUGGAAGCGUUUGACUGACUCAGUAACUUGUCUCAAAUGUAACCAGAUGAUAAAUUAGGAAAGCUGACCAGAAGCUGGGAUGGGAGCAUAUGUCCUGAGGCAGCUGAGCUUCUUUCUGCCCAGGCUUCAGAGUGCUGAGAGACUGGAAUAGAGAUGGCUCCCUCAGGACACUGCAAUUUCAACUUCCCAACUUGUGGCAGCAGCAGCCGUUUUUUGAUGACCUUGGACUCCUGCUAGUGAUUUUUGACGAGUGUCGUAUUUCACUCAAUGUGCCCAGCCUCCCUGUCAGAAACAACUCAAGGAAGGAGAGAUUUAUUUGGUUCACAGUUUCAGAAGACUUUAGUCCAAGCUGGGUGUUGGUGGCACCUUUAAUCCCAGCACUCGGGAGGCAGAGGCAGGCGGAUCUCUGUGAG
This is a messenger RNA of Cricetulus griseus (Chinese hamster), 2352 nucleotides long. The record is from RefSeq and is a predicted model, not a curated record. NCBI's taxonomy places the organism in Eukaryota, Metazoa, Chordata, Mammalia, Rodentia, Cricetidae.